AUGGUCUCCUUCACCACCAUCCUCGUCGCCGCCACGGCCGCCCUUGUCGCGGCCAACCCGGUCCCGCCGUCCAUCGACGAGAUGCGCGAGAUUUACGUCAAGUCGCGCGACCUCCACGCCCGGGGCGGCACCCCCAGCUCCACGGGCACGCACGACGGCUUCUACUAUUCCUGGUGGACCGACAACGGGGCCCAGGCCACCUACACCAACAACGCUGGAGGGUCCUACAGCAUCACCUGGUCCGGCAACGGCAACCUCGUCGGCGGCAAGGGGUGGAACCCGGGGAGUGCUCGCAAUGUCACCUACUCUGCCAACUACCGCCCCAACGGCAACUCGUACCUGUCCGUCUACGGGUGGACGCGCAACCCGCUCGUCGAGUACUACGUGGUCGAGAACUUUGGCACGUACGACCCGUCCUCGCAGGCCUCGCGCAAGGGCACCAUCAACGUCGACGGCGCCACGUACCAGGUCGCCCAGUCGACGCGCACCAACCAGCCGUCCAUCGACGGCACCCGCACCUUUCAGCAGUACUGGUCCGUCCGCCAGCAGAAGCGGAGCUCCGGCACCGUCGACAUGAAGAAGCACUUUGACGCCUGGGCCUCCAUGGGCAUGAAGCUCGGCACCCACGACUACCAGAUCGUCGCCACCGAGGGCUACUUUAGCAGCGGCUCUUCCACCGUCACCAUCCAGCGGUGA
Messenger RNA from Pyricularia oryzae 70-15, 696 nucleotides. Its product is annotated as endo-1,4-beta-xylanase I. The record is from RefSeq and is a predicted model, not a curated record. Gene Ontology annotation, biological process: xylan catabolic process. Bases 1 to 696 code for a protein of 231 amino acids. NCBI's taxonomy places the organism in Eukaryota, Fungi, Ascomycota, Sordariomycetes, Magnaporthales, Pyriculariaceae. The transcript is spliced from 2 exons. Gene Ontology annotation, molecular function: hydrolase activity, hydrolyzing O-glycosyl compounds.